CCUGACGCUGAUUAUUAUGAUCAUAACAACAACAAUAGCAACAGCUAUAUGAGUAACAAUAACAAUAUUAAUACUAGCAGCAGCAYUAAUAGAAACCUAAGUAAAACAACAACAACAACAAUGCUAAGCUCACCCGCAAUACAAGUGUACAAUGUGAUUGCGCAAAGCUUAAGUAGUUCUUCGACGGCGUUCACCUACAUCACAGCUUUGCUGCUGCUCGCCACGCUGUGUUCCUUUUGCGCUGCCUCACCCUGCGACCGGAACAGCUGGUGGGACCCGCUAAAGGACAAAUGUAUUCCGUGUACGGUGUGCGAGGACGGCCUGAUACCGUUGCGGCCGUGUCAAUUUCAAUGCGACACGAUAUGCGGUUCCAUCUACGAUCUGAAGAUCGAUUGGUUGGUGCUGGCGAAAACGGAGCCCAACUGGAAGGAGCGCCGAAAGGAUGAGGACAACUAUGAUUUGGAGCAGCAGUUGACACACGAGGAAUUACAGCAAUUGCAGGACGGAUCAAUGCCGAUGGAUUGGCAGACAAUGGCGCUCUUUAUGGCCGUAUUGGCGUGCUUAAUCUUCUUCAUCAUAGCCGCUGGCAUUUUGGUGCAUCAUAUGCGGCAAUGGCGGCGUAUGGAGCGUCGUCUCGAUCAAGAUGUUGAAGAAUUAUCUACAAAAUUAAUGGCGAAAUUGGCUGAAGUACAGAGUAUGGAGGGUGGCACAUUCUUUAUUGGCAAUGCCGAUGCAUUGGGUGUAUCAACGAAUUUCCAGCCGCAACAUGUGCUUUUACCGGAAAAACCCGCAAAACAUCAUGAACGGCGUAUCUUAAAAACAUUACAACCCGGUAAUGUUUAUAUUGAGGAAAAUGGCUCAAAAGGAUGAGGCAGACACGCUGCAAUUAUAAGUUCUUGUAACAAUGUGGCGAACGUUAACAUUUAGAAUAGGAAAUAUGAAGUCAGCGCAAUGACUUUUCAACAAAACGAAAUAUAUACCGUAAUUAUAUGUUGAGUGAAAGUAACUACGUAAAUACUACUUAAUUAAAAUGAAAACAAAACGAUGUUUAACAAGCAAUUAAAGCAAAAAACAAACCGUAAAAAAUUUGACUUUAACUACUUAUCUAUAUAGUAUAAAUGGACGUAUAAUUUGGCAUGCGCUAUAAAAAUUCAUAAAAAUUUAAAGAAAAUGAAAUGGAAAAUAUAAAAGUAAUAGAAAUAAAGUCAUCAUAAUUUCCGCUAUUUUUUAUAUUUUAAUGUACAAAUGUUCGUAUAUAAUCAUAGUGCAUAGCAUUCGUACAAUACCCUGUGAGAAAUUUUGAGCAAAACGGGAAUUUAACUUUUUUACCGUAAUUUAGUGUGUUUGUAAAUAAAUAACGCAGUUUGGUGAGCUAAAUAGUCUCAAAUAUGAAUGUUGAAAUUAUUAUUGUUAAUUUUGAGUUGGUUAAAGGGAAAAAGGUGACGCUUGCUUGCGGAAUUUCGAAACUUUUUAUAGUGAAUAUAUUUUUUUGUACAUUUGUCUUCAAUAACAGUUUUUAACUUAUUAAAAAAAGUCUAUUUUAAAUAUUUUGUUAGUUUUUAAUCUUUUCCUUUCGAGAAUAACCAAACUAAAUAUUUUUGCUGGUCUAAGCCCCAGCGGUCCAAUAGCAAGCCACAGAAAGCUUGAGGUAUAUUCCUAACAAGUUCAUCAAGUUGCUAGAGAUAAAAAGUCUAGACAACCGUUCAACAGUCUUGAGCGCACAGUCAGCGAACUCAAGGCUUAAAUCGCUGCCCUACUAUCGGAGUGGAUAGUUACCAUUCUGAAAAAGACUGCGCGCUGGAGCAAGUGAUCUACUGCUACCAUUAAGAUAGCUAGCUCCACUUGGAAGAUGCUGCAGUGGUCAAAAAGCCUAAAUCUUGAGUUGAUGUUCGCAGAAAAAUUACAUGAAAAAAAAAAAUAUUUGUACUACCCAAGCUUGAAAGAACUUUUCGGUUGAAAUUUCGCUUUAAAAAUUUGAAAGUUAAUCAAAAGUUAGCAUAACAUAAAACACAGAGUUGUAUUUCACAUUUCUUAUUGCGUUUCUCGCAGGGUAUGCUUGUCUAACGUCAAUUACGUGUACAUACACAAUUUCAGUGUGAACAUAAAAUUUUAUGGCUUAUAUAACGGAACUAUGUACUCGUUUAUUCAUAAAAGUAGCAUACAGAUGUACAUAAAAACAUGUCGUCGCCCAAAAUACCAGAUAACGUAACAUCACUUUUCGUAAGUUAAUAAGUGAAGGAAAAACGAUAUAGUAGAAGCCACUCAUA
This is a messenger RNA of Bactrocera latifrons, 2267 nucleotides long. It is a transcript of the gene wgn, whose product is annotated as tumor necrosis factor receptor superfamily member wengen. The transcript has 4 exons. Gene Ontology annotation, molecular function: protein binding. Bases 49 to 870 code for a protein of 273 amino acids. Lineage: Eukaryota; Metazoa; Arthropoda; Insecta; Diptera; Tephritidae. The record is from RefSeq and is a predicted model, not a curated record.